This is a messenger RNA of Chenopodium quinoa (quinoa), 1065 nucleotides long. RefSeq lists its product as uncharacterized. Lineage: Eukaryota; Viridiplantae; Streptophyta; Magnoliopsida; Caryophyllales; Amaranthaceae. Gene Ontology annotation, molecular function: nucleic acid binding; RNA-DNA hybrid ribonuclease activity. The record is from RefSeq and is a predicted model, not a curated record. Bases 1 to 1065 code for a protein of 354 amino acids. The transcript has a single exon.
AUGAUCAGCCCGGAGCUGACGGAAAAACUGCAGUUGUACAUCUCAGCGUCAAUACAGACAAAUGCAGCCGUUUUGCUGGUAGAAAGACAGAAGAAACAAAGGUCGAUAUAUUUCGUGAGCCACGUGCUGACCGAGGCAGAGCAAAGAUACCCCCUGGUAGAGAAGCCAGCCUUCACAGUGGUCACAACAGCAAGAAAGCUAAAACCAUACUUUGACACGCAUAUAAUAGAGGUCCUCACAAACCACCCGCUGGAGAAAGCAUUACAAAAGAUGGAUGCAUCGGGUAGACUCUUAAAGUGGGAAGACGAGCUUUCUGAGUAUGAAUUCGAGGUCAAGCCUAGAGCAGCCAUCAAGGCACAAGCUUUAGCAGACUUCAUAGUGGAAGCCUCCUAUGAGGAGAAAGAGGAUGACGUUGGGGUCUGGAAGGUGGAAGUGGAUGGAUCCUCAGCCCAAACGGGGAGUGGGGCAGGAGUCAUAAUGACGUCUCCAGAAGGAAACGUAUUUGAGUAUGCCAUCAAGUUCAAGUUCAAAGCGUCUAAUAAUGAAGCAGAGUACGAGGCGACGCUGGCAGGCCUGCGUAUGAGCUUCGCAGUCGGAGCCCGCAAAGUACACCUGCAAACUGAUUCUCAGCUCGUUGCCAGCCAACUUCAGGGGGCGUAUGAGAUAAGGGAAGCCACUAUGAUGAAAUAUGUAACCAAAGUGAAAGAGCUGGCAGCCCAGCUAGUCCAUUUCCAGAUAGACUUGGUCCCCAGAGCAGGAAACUCUCAGGCUGACGCCUUAUCUAAGUUAGCCAGCUCCACCUUACAAAGCCUCACAAGAACAGUGAUGGUCAAAGUGUUAGAGGAGAGCAGCAUCGCUGAAAAGGAGCAGGUAAACUGCGUCAGGAUUCAAAGAGCCUGGUUCUCAGACAUCUUGGCGUACAAACUUCAUGGCUCGCUGCCCGAUGAUGAAGCACAGGCUAAAAAGGUGAAGAAAGACAUAAAUUGGUAUGUAGUGGUGAAUGGAGAGCUCAACAAGAAAGGCUUCUCAAAGCCGCUGCUGAGGUGUAUUCUAGAAUGGGAGUAG